Messenger RNA from Trichoderma harzianum CBS 226.95, 665 nucleotides. RefSeq lists its product as hypothetical. Lineage: Eukaryota; Fungi; Ascomycota; Sordariomycetes; Hypocreales; Hypocreaceae. The record is from RefSeq and is a predicted model, not a curated record. The coding region runs from base 133 to 432 and encodes 99 amino acids. The transcript has a single exon.
CGAUGACUCACUCACGCAAACACCCAACAUUAGACAUCCCUCCCACAAAUGUGUCCCGGUAGACGGCUCAGGUGCGCCGACCGGUGUGCAAUUCUACCCUUUAUGGCUUAAACGUCAGAUCCUUCAGGAUCAAUGAGCCUCAUGGACAGCAGACAAUCCCCGGCGGCGCAUUUCGAGCUAUUCCUCUCUAGACCGAGGCCGAACCCGACGCCGAGACGGCUUCGGAGUCGUAGUUUAUACAAAAAGAGAGCGUCGGCUCCGUGGUCGGCUCAAUUAAAUGGGUAUCGUAUAUUUCCUACUUCUCUCCCGGCUACCGCUAGCACCUUGACUUACUCUGCUAUUCGCAUCUUCCCCUUCCUCUUGACCAAUACGCGUGUUCAGCACUUAGAAGACAAAAGCGCUGCCAUUUUCAAGACACGACAGCCGUAUUAGUGAUAGGGCUUUCCACCACUUGAGUACCGCCUGUUGUAAGCCCAGCUUAUUAUGCCUUCUCAACAUCCCUAACUACCGUUUCUUGCUCCAGCUCCGACUCACGCGUUUGUGUGAGCUGGGCCUGGGACUGGGUAGGCGUCUCCUGUUCCAGCAUAUAAAUAUCAUCAUCAAGCUUAUGGUGUCUAAGCCAGAAGACAAUCGUCUGGACGAAGAGUGCAAUUGCUGGACCAGCC